AUGGAUGCCACUCGGCCCAGCAUGUUCGACAAGUACGAAGACAUCGCCACCGCUAGUCGAGCGCUCGAGGACAUCAUCAAGAAUCGCAUGCCACAGCUUUCAUCUGCUACCGCGGCUAAAGCAGGUAGUCGUGCCGCACAAAGGAUUUUGGGGAUUCUCGAGGAAGAGGUCAAGGCAGCUAUUGCGAGGCAAUUCCAAAGCGACGCAGCAUCCGUCCUACAACCACGAGCAACUCUGCUGUCCCUGCCGAGCGAGCUCCGCGAUCAAAUUUGGGAACUUGCCAUCGUCAACAGAGGCAAGCAGCACUUGACCUGCGCUCUGGAGCGUGACCGUGCUCUCCUCAUCUCUGGAACCAGAACCACCGUCCAUGUUCCCGAUCUGUGUCGCGUAGGCAGACAAAUCCGAGAGGAGGCACUCGAUAUCUUCUUCUCCAAGCACGUCUUCAUCCUGAAAUUCGAAAGGAUCUGGUGGCCUAUCAAUCGUACAGGAUCGCUAUACAUCACCAAAUGUCGAUGUAUGCAAUGGCUCAAAGCGAUUGGACCUGUGAAUCGAGGGCGUAUGAAGAGCGUUGAGUUCAUCAGGGAGGAUCGGAGGACUCAGACGGAGCGGAUGAAGGCAGUGUGGUGGGUGUGUAAGCUUGAUCUGCCGCAACAGGUGGAGGAGCAGCUGAUCGAGCAGUUGCUGCACGGCGAGGGCCUCCAGAGCUGGACUGAUCCGACCGAGAGAUUGGAGGCCGCACAGAGGUCGGAGAUCGAGAAGGAGCUUGGUGCGAAGUCGCAAGGCUUGAUCUGGGACGAGAUGACGGUGUUUGGGUGA
This is a messenger RNA of Fulvia fulva, 816 nucleotides long. RefSeq lists its product as uncharacterized. The record is from RefSeq and is a predicted model, not a curated record. The transcript is spliced from 2 exons. Bases 1 to 816 code for a protein of 271 amino acids. NCBI's taxonomy places the organism in Eukaryota, Fungi, Ascomycota, Dothideomycetes, Mycosphaerellales, Mycosphaerellaceae.